AUGAAUCCAGUUUACCCAAAAGCAGCCUGCUCCUUUUGGGAUGUCCAGCAGCAGAUGGACGCGGACCCUAGAAUCCUCAUGGAGCCCGGAGCACCUCAUUCUUUUCCUCAUAACUACUACUCACAACUGCACCACGGCCAGACCGCAGCCUCCUUCACCUCCUCGGGUGCCUCCUGCAUGCCCUCCAAUGCCGACUCAGCCCCGGACCUCCUGCUGUGUAGCCAGAUGUAUCGGGGAGAGGCUGCAGGAGCACCUGGUGACCCCUGCACUCAGCCCGACUCUUUCCACCAGCACCUCCCCGAUGAGGACCCCCACACAUAUGGUUACGGACAGCUCCUGUUCCCCGGACCCCCUGACCAGCAGCCAGACAGGAGAGUCAUGGCAGGGAGCAGAGGAGACCCGCUGGGGGCCUCGCUGAUGGCGCAGCGCCCUGCAGGAUUUCUCCACUACGUGCAGCAGCAGUGCAUCAAACAGGAGCUGAUGUGUAGUUGGACGGAGCCCAACUGGACUGGAGGUGGGUUCUGCCGCCUCUGCGGGAACACCUAUGGCAUCAUGCACGAGCUGGUGGCGCAUGUCACCGUGGAACACGUAGGGGGUCCAAGACAGAUCAGGUACGUGUGCCGAUGGGAGGGCUGCUUGCGCCACACCGUGAUCUACAUGGCCCGGUGCAAACUGGUCAACCAUCUGCGCGUUCACACCGGGGAGAAGCCGUUUCCGUGUCCGUUCCCCAGAUGCUCCACGAUGUUCGUGUUCGCAUGGCUGGAGAUUCUGAGGACACACAAACAGACACACACGGGGGGAAAAGCCGUUCAGCUGUGGUUUCUGCAUCUGCGCCAGAUGCUUCACAGACACCAGUAGCUUCAAGCAACAAACGCACAUGCACAUGCACGUGCACGCGUGUGGCAGAAGUUACAUGUGUAAAGCAUGUGACAGGUCCUACAAGUGCCCCAGAUCUCUACACAAACACAUGAUGAAGGUCCAUGACUCUUCUCUUUCAACCUCUGAUGGGUCUCCUGCAGUCAGCAGCAGCUAUGAGUCCUCUCCUUCAUCAGAGAUGGUGUCUCCAGGGUUGGACACACAUGUCCAACUACGUUGAAUGGCACAGCCCACUGUAGACAAAGGGAAGACAAACUGUCAGAGGUCCAGCCAGAACGCUGACAUUUCAAUAGUGUUUUUGCAAUUAAAGCAUUCAUUUAUUUUGCACAAUG
Lampris incognitus (smalleye Pacific opah) is the source of this 1208-nucleotide messenger RNA. Its product is annotated as zinc finger protein ZIC 2-B-like. NCBI's taxonomy places the organism in Eukaryota, Metazoa, Chordata, Actinopteri, Lampriformes, Lampridae. Gene Ontology annotation, biological process: regulation of transcription by RNA polymerase II; central nervous system development. The transcript has 3 exons. Bases 1 to 858 code for a protein of 285 amino acids. Gene Ontology annotation, cellular component: nucleus. The record is from RefSeq and is a predicted model, not a curated record. Gene Ontology annotation, molecular function: DNA-binding transcription factor activity, RNA polymerase II-specific; RNA polymerase II cis-regulatory region sequence-specific DNA binding.